Molecule: messenger RNA, 822 nt
Organism: Cylas formicarius (sweet potato weevil)
Lineage: Eukaryota; Metazoa; Arthropoda; Insecta; Coleoptera; Brentidae
Exons: 1
Coding region: 1-774 (257 amino acids)
Source: RefSeq, a predicted model, not a curated record
AUGGACCGCCUCCUGCCAAAUAACGAGAUCUACCUCGACGAAGAGAUAAAGGCCGAAUACCCGACCGCGACAGUAACGCCCGAUAAAACAUCGAUUGACUUUCGAACGCAUAAGAACUUGAGGCCGUUCUGCUACCACUGCGGCGACUACAACCUCAGUUACGGCCAGAAGUACUUCUGGCACCGGUGCGUGAGUUUCCGUCACUUUUUCUGUUACUACUGUUUCGACUACAGCCUGAAAAAGUACACGCACACGUGCGUCGACGGCGAGCCGAUAGUAGACGAGUGUCGCACCAUCGAGCACUUGCUGUGCGGCAAGCUAAAGUUUUGUUGUAAAUCGCCUGGGUGCCGCAAGAUAUUUGGCGGAUCAGCCAUCAAGAAACACGAGAUAACAUGCGAGAAACAGCCCGAGAUGGCCUGCCCCGUGAACGGAUGCAAGUGGCGGGGAAGGAUCGACGUUAUGGAAGGCGAACACUUUAAGGACCACGAAGACAGCAAGCUAAUUCUGCGCAACGUUGUGCUAAAACUCGAUCCUGGCCGCAAAUAUUACCUGCUAAUUCUUGGUAAAUUCGUACUCGUGGAUUACACGUCCGAAGAGCUCGGCGAGGUGUACGAGCACUCGUUCUCCUUGUCGGUGCGCAAUGGUGACGUCGGUACGGCCGUCAAGCCGGUCGGUCUGGUCUCGACGAGCCACACGCUGCUCAAGAAGAUAGUGGGCGACGACUCGGUGAAAAGCGUGCGGAAAAACGUGGUCGUUUUCGUGUAUUUUGAAUGAGAAAACACACCGAUACCGACGGACACUUUAACCUGAUCGAUGGUUUCA